This is a messenger RNA of Melitaea cinxia (Glanville fritillary), 2415 nucleotides long. Its product is annotated as serine protease gd-like. Gene Ontology annotation, molecular function: serine-type endopeptidase activity. Gene Ontology annotation, biological process: proteolysis. Lineage: Eukaryota; Metazoa; Arthropoda; Insecta; Lepidoptera; Nymphalidae. The transcript has 12 exons. The coding region runs from base 1 to 2361 and encodes 786 amino acids. The record is from RefSeq and is a predicted model, not a curated record.
AUGGAAGUGUCUGUAGUAGAAGCAGUGCCAGAGAAAGGAAGAAAGCGCAAAAGACAGCCGGAGAAUUGGAAGGCGAAGAAAGCAAAAAUUAAGGGGUACUCGCCGAAAUGUUUGCCAGAAAACAUAACCUGCAAUCAUAACACCAAAUCAUUUGCAUGUAAACAAUUGAAAAUGCUAGAUCUUGUGCAUUUUCACAGAUCGUUUUACUCGAAACCCAUCAAACAACAUCAAGAUGCGUUAAUAUUGAAGUGCUGUUCGGUAAAGAAAACAGCCAGAAAGCGGCCUGUAAAAAACACAAGAAAAAGCAGAGCUUUUUCAAUUAAAUAUGCAAUUUACGCUAAAUCACUUAAGAAAGCAAUUCCAGUUUGCCAGAAAGUGUUUCUAAAUACACUUGGGAUAACGAAGUAUCGUGUUCAGUUCGUCAUGCAAAACUUUUUUGAAUCUGGUCAGGUUCCUACAGAGAAAAGAGGCGGUGACCAUGAGAAACAGAAGUAUGCAGCACUAAGACAAUCAGUUCAUAGGUUUUUAAAGUCUUUGAAUUGCGUAGAAGCACAUUAUUGCAGAGGAUCAUCGCAACAACGCAAAUACCUACCUAGAAACCCCAAAAGCUUGUGUAAAACAGGCAAAAACGCUGGGGCUAUACGGCCAACAAUAAUCCCUAAUGGCAUAGAAGUGAAUCCAUUAAAGUUGCGAGAUGUCAGAAACCUUCUUCAAAAACACUACGGUGACUCUUGGCAAAAUCUUCCACAUUUAGGAUAUUUCCACGCCGUGUUGAAUAAUCAAGACGAAGAUGAGCUGCGGCUAUUAGAAGAAAGGGGAAUUGAAGAGGAGAACUAUACUGUAGAAGAUCUUUGCGAAGUUCAAGUAGAGCAAGAUAAUUUAAGACACGUACGGUCUCCAUGUCCAGACUAUUUUGACUAUGUGACUGACGGUUCAGGAACUUAUGGGGUGAUUGUGUUGCAGCCUUUCGGUCCUGUGUCCUCUUUGUUAGUCAGAGGCAAUUUCACGAUUGCCGCAAGACUAGCAUUUACUUAUGCGGGUAGUAUAGAACCGGUAGUCUCGAGUACACACCUCCUCCAGGAUUUUAACAGAGGCGUCCCUCUAAAGUACCGAGUGAAUUUCCCUGUGACCUCCCCACUGCCGAAGAUCACUUCGCUAACCGUGAAUGAUAAUGUUGUUUGUUAUGCAACUGGAGAUCUUCCAGGAGAAGCUCAAUACGUGACAACAAUAAGUCUGCAACACAUGUUGUUCUUUAAGUCAGGAAGUGAUGGAUUAUACAAUGCUCUUCCUCCUCAAACACAACAACCAGAAAUAAUUUACGUACAGGAACCACAACGGCCUCCUAGCAACAUCAACCCAACAUUUGAAGUUAUUGAAACUAACCAAUCUCCUUGGAAUCAAGAUAUUCCGAGAAGAACUACAGAAUCCCCACGAACAACAUCUACCCCAAGAUUAAUUUAUACAAGACCAACUACGCAAAGAACUCGACCAAUUCCAUCUCGCCCAAUAAAUACUUACAGACCAGCACUGAAUCCUAUACAAACCAGUAGUACAAUAAACUCAAUGGAAUGUGGAAUUAAUAGUAGUCCGAUUGUUCCACUAAUUAUACAAGGAUAUAGUUAUGAUAGAGGAGAAUGGCCGUGGUUGGUUGCGAUUUAUAAAAUACAAAAGUUCAGUAGCCUGAGUUAUAUUUGCGCAGGAACAUUAAUAUCUGCAACACACGUGGUUUCAGCGGCCCAUUGCAUGAAACGGAAGAGUUCUUAUACGGCUGCAAAGAAUUUAGUUGUUAAGGCGGGUGUUUACAAUUUAGAAGAUUGGAGUGAUGACAUCACCGUCACUAGAACCUUACAAGCGGCUUCUAUACAUGAGGCAUAUAAUGCGACCACUCUUGCUAAUGACCUAUUGGUGAUGACACUUGAAAAACCUGUUCCCUUUGGUACGUACAUUAAGCCAGCUUGUCUUUGGAGUGGCAACCCAGACCUUAAUCGUAUAGUCGGAACAUCAGGAGUCGUAGCAGGAUGGGGUGCGAAUGAAAUUGGCCCAGGGGGUACAGGCGAGCCCCGUAUGGUGCACAUGCCCAUAGUCAGCACAGCCACAUGUAGAGCGAGCAAACCCGAGUUUCAUAAACUGACCUCAACCAAGACACUUUGUGCAGGAGAUCACAGCGGAUCUGGUCCUUGCUUAGGUGACUCUGGCGGUGGACUUUACAUUUUAGACAAUGGCCGAUGGAGACUUCGAGGGGUGGUUUCCUUAUCCCUGUGGUCAGAUAAUGGUGACUCAACAUGUAAUCUUGAAGAUUACGUUGUCUUCACAGACACCGCCCAAUAUUUGCCAUGGAUUAGGAAAGUUAUGUCUAAUUAAAUUCGUUAAUUAAUUAACAGUAUUUUUAUUAAACUUUUGUAAUAUAUUUAUUUA